UCGUCUAUUGCGUCACUUCGUUAUUUACAUAAAACCCUACCCUCAAUCUUUCUCUGCAAGCUCCAAUCUCUUCCAGAAAUCUCAAAACUCUCUCUAUAAGCUUAUCUGUACUGACUUAUGUAAAUUAAGAAGAAGAAGUAGAAAAAAUGUUUUAUUCGCACACUUUUUUAGCUCGAAAGGGGCCAUUGGGUACGGUAUGGUUGGCGGCUCAUCUGCAACACAGGCUUAAGAAAUCUCACUACACCUCCACUGAUAUCCCCGCCACCGCUGACCUUAUCAUGUUCCCGGAGGUUCCAAUUGCUUUAAGAAUGUCAGGCCACCUCCUAUUAGGGCUUGUUCGAAUAUAUUCGAAGAAAGUUGAUUAUCUAUUCCAAGAGUGUAAUAUUGUUCUGACCAGCUUAAGAAAGGCAUUUGCUUCUGUAGAACUUAACUUGCCAGAAGAUGCAAGACAGGCUCCUGUUGAAUCUAUCACUUUGCCAGAGACAUUAAACUUGGAUGCCUUUGAUUUUGAUGAGGACAUAGAUUAUCUUGUUUCAAAUGAUCAUCUCAAGAGUCAGGAGGAUAUCACACUUACAGAUCAAAUUCCAAUGGAGGGAGAUCCUUAUAUUGUUAUAACGUUUGAUGAGGAUAUGAUAGAUGUAUCACAUCCUGUAGAGUUUCCUGAUUCUGGAGUCAGACCAAUGCAUGUGGAUGUUCGACCUACAACACCUGUUGAUGGUAAUAUAAACAAUCAAAGGGAAGAAACCUAUGUGGCACCACCUGUUCAAGAUGCUGAGCCAAGCAAUCAACUGGAAGUGCCAAAUGCACCUGUUGAUUCUCGAGAUCCAACUAAUGAGAAAGGAACGCUUAACUCAACCUUAGAAGUUCGGGAUUCUGGAGCAAGCAAUCAGACGGACAUACCUGAUGUGGGGUCUAGCCAUGAGAAUUUGCUGCCUAAUCCCCCUGAUAUCGAAAUUAUGCGUGAUGCUGCCCAUGAUUUGAGUCAUGAAAACGUUCCUCCACAUUUUCCAGAUAAUGCAAAUGAUACAACCGAACCAACUGGAUCUUUCCACCUGAUUUCAAAUGAGAAGCGGAAUCUAUCUCCAAUUUCAGAGGAUAUGUUGGCUUCAGGAGGAGAGCCCAUGCUGUUUCAGCAGUAUUCAGAACCACCACCUUCAGCUGCUUCUAGAGAGGCUCUUGAUACACACGUUUCAUUUGGUAUUUCAUCACCUGAAUUAGCCCUUCGACCAAGUCCAGCUGUACAGUCACCACAGAGAAUUUCAUCACCUGAAGUAGCCCUUCGACCAAGUCCGUCUGUACAGCAGCCCCAUAGGAGGGGACGGAAGAGGAAGCUCUUUGAUAAGUCUACAGUGUUGACUAACAGAUUUAUGAAGCAGGCACUUGAAGAUUCUAGUUACCUUUUACGAGAAAGGAAGACUGCUCCUUUUUCUUCUCUUGGAUUAUGGAGGCUGAAAAAUAUUAGAAGGAAAGAACAAGUACUUAGUGAACCUUUAAUAACUGGGUUUUCUGCUGAUCUCUGUGAUAUUUUCAAAAAGGACUAUAUCUCUUCAAGGUCCCAAUUAGCUGUUGUGGAGGAACCUAUCUCUGAACAAUCUCCGAUUCCUGCAAGAUCUCCAAGUCCUAUAACUGAAGCUGUUCCAGAACCUAGCAUUCUGCAAACCCCUGAUCCUCUUGUUGAAGUUCAGUUCAAGGCUAAUGCACGACUUCCUGAUGUAUUUCCAGAAAAUAAUAUGCACACAAAUGACAUUGAAAUUGAGCUUCUCCGAGCUGGUAAAGGUGAUGGAGGAAAUAGUAGUUUACCUGAUUUCAUGACUUCUGCAGCUUCAUCAAUGCCCUCUCCUGGUGCUCCCCUGCCCUCUCUUGUUGCAUCCCUUCCUUCUCCUUUUAGAACUGAUAUCAGGACGCCUCCCUCAAUGAGCAGUUUAGGAGAAGGGGGUGUUCCUCAGGCAGGAACUUCUGGAACAGGAGUACUGCCCACACCUGAUUUUUCAGCAUCUACUGCGCCUUAUGGAUCUGACCUUGAAACGCCAAGGACAUUCCUAGAGGGGGGACUAGGUAUAGGAAGCACUGGACUUUCAAACAUUCUUGAAUUAGAAGAAGAUCUUUCUUUUUUGGAAGCUGAGAAUAAUACACCAACAGACAGCCAAGCUAGUCAAGGAGUUGGCUCAUUGUCUGCGAGAACCAGGGCUGUGGCACAACAUUUGAAAAGCCAGUCUGGAGAUCUAAGCUUAAACAAGAUCUUGGAAGGGAAGACAAGAAAAGUUUGUGCACGAAUGUUCUUUGAGACACUGGUUUUAAAGAAUCAUGGACUUGUUGAUGUACAACAAGACCAUCUUAUGGUGAUAUUACUUUAAAGUUGACUCUACACUUUGAAGGAACAAAUAUAAAGUUAGAAGCUGAUGAGUUUUUCAUGUAUAUAGAUGAAUCAGCAGAUGAAGAGAAACCAAAA
Messenger RNA from Carica papaya (papaya), 2449 nucleotides. Its product is annotated as sister chromatid cohesion 1 protein 3. Gene Ontology annotation, molecular function: protein binding; chromatin binding. The record is from RefSeq and is a predicted model, not a curated record. Gene Ontology annotation, cellular component: cohesin complex. Lineage: Eukaryota; Viridiplantae; Streptophyta; Magnoliopsida; Brassicales; Caricaceae. Gene Ontology annotation, biological process: sister chromatid cohesion; replication-born double-strand break repair via sister chromatid exchange.